Messenger RNA from Dichomitus squalens LYAD-421 SS1, 1245 nucleotides. RefSeq lists its product as uncharacterized. The transcript has 2 exons. Gene Ontology annotation, molecular function: catalytic activity. The annotation marks the transcript as partial. The record is from RefSeq and is a predicted model, not a curated record. Lineage: Eukaryota; Fungi; Basidiomycota; Agaricomycetes; Polyporales; Polyporaceae.
AUGACUCGAGAACACACCUCCCUCGACUCCCUUACCAUUGUCUUCCACAAUGCCAACCGCAAUCCCUCCCAUAUGUCCUCCCUCCUUUCCUCGCUGUCUCGCCACGUCGAUGUCCUAUGCAUCCAAGAACCGUGGUAUGGCCCCCUCAAACACAUUCCCGCACCCGGUGGUAAACGCAACGUCGCCAUGCCCGGCGACCGGACCAACGACCACAGAUACUUCGGCACCCAGUCCGACUCCCACUGGCGCCUCUUCGAACCCUCCAAGACCGAUCACGACAACCCCCCUCGCGUAGUCUGCUACGUCAACACCCGACUGCCGCUUACUCGCGCAUUCAGCCAUCCGGCACUCCGGCACCGAGACGCUAUACUCCUCGGUCUCCAGCUACGGUCCUCUGACCCUCCUCUCUUUCUACUUAAUGUCUACAAUGACCCUCGAGGUCACUCUGCUGUCCUUACUGACCUUAUCUCCCUUCUCCCCCGCCUCCCAGAUCAAGUUCGCUGCGUCGGCGGCGACUUCAAUCUCCACAGCCCCGACUGGGACCCCUCAUGGGGAACCUCCUCCCCGCGUACUGACCUACUCACCCUCUCCCACCUCACAGGCGCCUGGGACCUUGACCUCCGCUCCCCGGUCGACGUCCCCACGCACUUCCCCCACAACCCCCGACUCCGGGGAUCCGUCAUCGACCUCGUCUGGAGUCCACGAGACCACCCACGUGACUCCGUUCAGGUCCGUGCUGCGGCCCGUGGCCUCUCCGAUCACGCCCUCUUAUACGUCACCCUGCCCACUGAUCCCAUAUCCCUUCUCGGACCUCCGGCAAUCUCCGAUGACAAUCUCGAGGACUUCCUCACCGACCUGGCCCAGACCCUCGUCGGUUUCUUCAACUCGACACCUCGCCCGGACUCUGGCCCCGACGUCGAGCUCUACACACAGGCACUUUACGACUCUAUUUCCUCCACCUGGGAAUCCCAUGCCCAGCCCCGCAAUCUCUGUGUCCGCUCCAAACCCUGGUGGAACAACCAUCGCGACACCCCCUCCAACACCGCCCUCCCCAAGAUCUCACAACUUCAACGACUUGAAGCCCGCCGCUCCUACUUCAAGGCCAUCCGUAACGCCAAACGCGCCUUCUUCGAACAGCGCAUCCACGAUGUCGCCACCAACAAUGCCCGGGUCUGGGACCUGACGGCCUGGUAUAAACCACGGCGGUCGGACACUGCUGACAUCGUUGACUCCCUAGGCAACCCA